AUGGCGCGCCUCCUCGACCGCGGCAACCUCGUGGUCGUCUGCCCCGAGGGCACCACCUGCCGGGAGCCAUACCUGCUCCGGUUCAGCCCGCUGUUAGCCGAGCUCAGCGACGAUGUCGUCCCCGUCGGCAUCGCCGUCGAGACGUCCAUGUUCUACGCCACCACCGCCGGCGGGCUCAAGUGCUUCGACCCGCUCUACUACAUGGUGAACCCCAGGAUGUGCUCUGCGGCAACGACGGCAUCGUCCGAUCAACCAGCGACAAGUCGGCAUCGGCGGCCCCUCCGGGUGCCGCCACCGCCGCCGACACGGGGAGGAAGAACAAGAGUACAUAGAAGAACAACUGAUAAGUCAAACUUAUCGUUGAUUGAUUAG
This is a messenger RNA of Miscanthus lutarioriparius, 372 nucleotides long. NCBI's taxonomy places the organism in Eukaryota, Viridiplantae, Streptophyta, Magnoliopsida, Poales, Poaceae. The record is from the annotation of a GenBank genome assembly.